Suillus subalutaceus is the source of this 1542-nucleotide messenger RNA. RefSeq lists its product as uncharacterized. Gene Ontology annotation, molecular function: syntaxin binding. Lineage: Eukaryota; Fungi; Basidiomycota; Agaricomycetes; Boletales; Suillaceae. The record is from RefSeq and is a predicted model, not a curated record. The transcript is spliced from 12 exons. Bases 1 to 1542 code for a protein of 513 amino acids.
AUGAACGGUACAAACAUCCUUCCCAGUCAGAAUGCAAUAGGUUCGCGGCCAGCCAAACCUCCUCCAACGGGUCUCGCUCCUUCUGCGCCUUCCGUCGCGCCUCCGCUUCUUCCUAAUCAUCCGAAUUCACCCAGUCCAAAUCGAACUCUACCACCUCAUUCCAAUAACGCCGUUGUUAAUGGGAAUUAUACACACAAUCAGAAAGGAAAGAAAAAGAAUGAUACGCCUGUCGAUCCUGCUGCCAUGUACGAGUCUCUGAAGAGCAGGAUCGCAGCUCUGGAAGAGGAGGAGGUGCUCGAGGAGGAGGAGGAGAAGAUAUUUGCCGAGGAGGCUGUAAAGUCGGUGAAAGGCAUGGAGGAGAAUGCAGUUCAUGCCAAGUACAUUGAACUCUUCGCAGAACUAAAGCGAUUAGAACGCGACCAUGCAAAGGAAAAACAGAAAUUGGUCAAGGACAAGGAUUCUGCAAAGAGUCAACUGACGAAGGCUAACCAGACUAAAGUUAAAAUGGAGAAUUUGGCACGCGAGCUCCAAAAGGACAACAAAAGACUACGGGAGGACAGUAAACGUCUAGCACAAUGCAUAGAAGAGGCACAAGAAGAGAUAAUGCAAAUGAAAUCCGACAUGGCAAAACGAGUGGACAAAGCCAAAACGCAAGACGUCAAAUAUCGCGAAAUGCCUGACAUUGUUGUGAAAGUAGUCUGCCGAUAUCGAGCCGAGCUCUUCUUCAAAAUCUCACGCAAGACCAAGUUCUCCCGACUGUUCAAUGCGUGGACGGACAGAAUGGAGGUGACAGGCGGGAAGAAGGACGAGGGAAAAACAUCGGUGAGCGGGAAGCAGAUGAAUGGCAGUGCCAAGUCGGAAGCCGCCAGCACGCACACCGUCGGAUCCAAUGCGUCAUCUUCCAUGCAAUUCAUUUUCUCCCACAAUGGUCGGACAAUAGAUGCAGACCAGACACCAGAAGAGCAGGGAGUAGAAGACGGAGAUGAGAUUCUUGCUGUAGAGCUCAUGGACCUUACCGAAGGACCUGGGCUGGAUGACUGGAGAUGUACUAUACAGGAUGACCUGCCAGAAUCUCGUCGUCAGCGCCUCAGGAAGAACUGGACGGAUGAUCCACAAGACGCUCGGCGGUCAUUAGAAGAUAUCUUCGAUGGCGUCGUACGAGAACGACUGAAGGAAGUUCUCCGACAGUAUGAGCUUCGGGAACGACAUUUUGAAUGUGUUAUCCGUUCAAAAGAACUAGAGGUUCUCCUAUCUCGCGCUCGAGCAGCCGAGCAGAAGCAACUGGCUGAGGGGGAGAAAUCCCGUGCCGACAGAGUGGACGACGAGAAUCAGAAUCUCCGAAAGGAGUUGGAAGAUGCGCAGAACGGACAAACAAUGUUGAUCGAUAAGCUCAUUACCUGCUGCAAGGAGGUGUUGCGUCUUCGAUUUGACGUACCGAUACAGCCAAAUGCCGAGCGGACCCAACGCCUAUUCGCUUCUCUUCGAGAUGAGUUGGAAAAGCGGGGAGCCAAACUUGCAGAUGGCGGCCCUGUAGGAGGUUGA